ACAAAUGAGAUCACAGCAGCUUUUGCCAAAUUACCUCAGAAAGUCAUCUGGAGGUACAAAGGUAAAAAACCAGCCACUCUGGGCAACAACACUUUGCUAGUCAUCUGGACACCACAGAAUGACCUUUUAGGACAUUCAAAGAUUAAACUAUUUGUGGCUCAUGGAGGGUCAAACAGAGUUCAAGAAGCACUCUACCAUGGAGUGCCUAAUCUAUUAAGAAUUGAAGCAAGAGGAGCAGGGAAGCUAAUUGAUAUCUUUACUAUAAAUGAAGACAUCUUCUUUCAGGGUAUUCAGGAAGUCCUGACUGAGCCCUCCUAUAGGACGAACAUGCAGAGACUCUUCAGGCUGCACAGAGAUCAACCAAUGAAGCCACUGGAUAAUGCCCUCUUCUGGAUAGAGUUUGUCAUGAGACACAAAGGUGCAGCUCACCUAAGAACAGAGUCCUACAGACUGCCCUGGUAUUCCUACCACUCUGUAGAUGUGAUGCUAUUCUUAUGCUUUAAGAAAUUAAAGCAGCAAUGAAAAUGAAACUUUAACCACAAAAAUGCUUAUUAUAUGUCAUUUAAAUAUGUGAAAUGUGAAAUUGUUGGCUUAGUUAUUUGUACUGUGAUUUGAUUGGCAAAAUAGAAAUACAUAUUUCACAUACCCAGCACUCUGUGUGAACAAACUUGUCAUGUCACUGACAACUAAUUUUUCUUUACAAGUUGUUAAGUGCAUUUUAAAAAAACAAAUGUAUUAAUGGUUUCACAACCACAUUCAAUACAAUUUGAAUAGUCCUAAGCGUAAAAGUGCAUUUGAAAAGUAUUAACAUAUGUAAAGGUUCUUUCCAUUUAAGAGGACCAGCUCAUGAGCAGUAAGCAGCUAAUUUUGAAAAUUUAAAAAGGCCUAUAUUUUGCGCCCUCUAAAGCAUCAAUGCUACUGUACAAAGGUAUUGAGGAUUCAUAUUGUUAUCUUAUCUGUUAUUCCUACUAAUCAGUAGAUGUCAUAUUAUUUUCAUUAACAGUUGCACUACUUAUUUUGUCACUUAUUGUGAGGUUAUUAUGGUCAUGCUUCAGAUCGUGUUUGAAAAGGAAAAUGGCAUCUGAAUAACAAGGAGGGUUGCACUGUUUUUUUAUUUUCAAACUGGUUAAUAUAUUACAGUCAAUUUGGCUGUGAAUGAGUAGAUGUUUUGUACUAUGCCUUCAGUUGACUGCAAGUUUCCUACAAAAAACAAUCUGUCAAAGAUUAAACAUAACUGCCAGCUUGGCUGUCAACUUCCUGAGUGAGGUCUG
Messenger RNA from Lates calcarifer (barramundi perch), 1271 nucleotides. RefSeq names its product UDP-glucuronosyltransferase 2A2. The transcript has a single exon. Gene Ontology annotation, molecular function: UDP-glycosyltransferase activity. The annotation marks the transcript as partial. NCBI's taxonomy places the organism in Eukaryota, Metazoa, Chordata, Actinopteri, Centropomidae. The record is from RefSeq and is a predicted model, not a curated record.